GCUUGUCCAUCUUCAAGUAGGAGGUCUUCUGGUCUUUAUUUGGAGGCCGGGCAAGAUUUGGGGUCUACAGCUGCCCCCCCUUUACCCGUCCAGUCGACUGCUGGCCUUUUGUGCCGAGGUGAUCGACUGGAGGGUAAAGGAGUUGACCCUCUUGCCCGGUUUCCCUUCGGAUGUACCGUCUUGUGGCGGAUGAUCCUCUGGGGAGAUGGUCGUACUAUUUCUGACGUAGCCGACCCCUUUGGUGAACACGUGGUAGAACCUCCGGAUACUACUUCUGACGUAGCCGAUCCUUCGGUUGAUGGGUAUAAACCCCUCAUCAGGCUGGUACGGUCAGUUGUGUGGGACCGGAUGGGCAUGAACCCCCCAUCAGGGUGGUACGGUCCGUUGUGUGGGACCGGAUGGGUAUGA
Messenger RNA from Sphenostylis stenocarpa, 408 nucleotides. NCBI's taxonomy places the organism in Eukaryota, Viridiplantae, Streptophyta, Magnoliopsida, Fabales, Fabaceae. The record is from the annotation of a GenBank genome assembly.